Messenger RNA from Pyricularia grisea, 1928 nucleotides. RefSeq lists its product as uncharacterized. NCBI's taxonomy places the organism in Eukaryota, Fungi, Ascomycota, Sordariomycetes, Magnaporthales, Pyriculariaceae. The transcript has 5 exons. The record is from RefSeq and is a predicted model, not a curated record. Bases 752 to 1603 code for a protein of 283 amino acids.
CCUGACGCCCUUGACUGCAUUCCUUCAAUGCACCCAUUUCCGAUGUGAGAUUUUACUGAACAUGGUCUUAGAAAUGCUUCACUGGCGUGAAGUACGCAAGAACGAUCUACAAUAUUUAACUUCUUUCGGAUUAGUGAGACGUAUAUCCACCACCAUAGUCAGAUUCCUGCUCAUAAUUAACCAGCAUCACCGCCCCAGAGGUUACAUUAUCUCCCAAGGAAUUGCAUAUUCUAUACAAACAUUCACUAAUGCUUGAGUGACAUUCGGAAAUAAAAUAUUCAUUAACAUCGCAAAUAAUUACCGACAUCUCGUCAGCGUUAACAGCGCAAACCUGCUCAAUGGAUUUCAAACUUUUCCACGGAUAUCCCCCAGUGAGGCUCCUUCACAAAUGGGGCAGGUACACGCUGGAACGAAUGUAAGCCUCGCUUAGUUCUGGAUCUCGGAUCACAUACUCAGGGCUGCAUCCCGCCAUUCAAAUUGCACUAAUGCAAAGGGACGAUCAGUUGAUUGUUAAUUAAUACACCAUCAGCCUUUCAACAAAAGUCUUGGCCGGAUAUUCCCCCGCCCGAGAUGGCACCUUUUAACAAUAUUUUUCGAGUAUAUAUACCCCCAGUGACAUAGUCACAAAUCCAAAGGUCGGAUGGAAAUAUUCAGCACCGCCUCAGUCCUCUCUUCCGGUCUUUCUCAGAUAUUUACUCUGUCAUUCAGCAGCUGAAGGACUUUGACAACCAGGAUCAGAAGAAAGCUUUGUAUGAAAGCCCAUACCACAAUGGCCACGCGUUUGUUCUUGUUUGGCCUGUCAGCCGCGGCGGCCUUGGGCCAGUCACCUAGCUACGACUGGGGACCAAGUCUCGAUAUUGGGAUUAUCUUAUUUCCUGGCUUCCAACCUUUGGAUGUCAUAGCCCCGGCCGACGUCAUGAUGUCUCUCUCCGGCACCGUCAACAUGACCAUCUCCUUCAUCUGGAAAGAGCCCGGCCCCGUCUGGGCCCGGUCACCCCCACGCCUCAACCCCAGCCCCCCAAACCCAAACAUCCCACCCUCGGUCUUCCCAAUCCAGGCGCCAAGCUUCAUGGCGACGCACUCGUUCGCCGACGCACCACCGCUCGACAUCAUUCUCGUGCCCGGUGGUUCCGGAUCCCGAGUGCUGUACGACUACAACGACACCUCCAUCGAGGAUUUCGUGCGGGAGCGCUACCCUACCCUGAAAUACCUGCUCAGCGUCUGCACGGGGUCCGGGUUCCUGGCCAAGGCCGGACUGUUGGAUGGGCGUAGGGCUACUACUAACAAAGCGGCUUGGUCCUGGCCCACGCAGUUUGGUACCAAUGUGACGUGGGUGCCUACUGCGAGGUGGGUAGAGGAUGGGAAUAUUUGGUCCAGCUCUGGUGUUUCUGCAGGCAUUGAUAUGACAUAUGCCUUCUUCUCCAGACUGCUCGACCAGAAGAUGGUGGACAGGACCAUGAACAACAUCGAGUAUGCGCCACACUUGGACGAACACUGGGAUCCUUAUUCUAUUGUGCACAACGUUCCCGGCGCCGACCAAUCUCAGUCUCUGGGGGAGUGUGUUGGCCCAGCUGGCUAUGAAUUCACGUGUGACAAGAAAUGAGGAUUCUAAGAGCUAAGGUGCUGUCAAUUUGAAUUCCUGAACAUGAAAAGACUGAACUCGGCGUUAUCCUCUUUUGUGGCAAUAUGAGGGCGAGGGAGGGGGCUUGCUUCCUUUGCACCACAUGGAAUCAACAGGCAGAUCAAUGGAUGAGCUUUUGGACCUAGAUUAUAUCUCACACUGACCAAUCAAUCAAACUUUAACUUGACUGCGCCCCAAAAUGUACUUCGAUUGGUUGUAAUUAGCAAUGAAAGAGUGUUACGAUGCUUGUGAUGUAUGAAUACCUAGCCUAUAUAAGCCGCAAACAAAGAGUUUUGGCGGGAUUACU